Molecule: messenger RNA, 1318 nt
Organism: Aphanomyces astaci
Lineage: Eukaryota; Oomycota; Saprolegniomycetes; Saprolegniales; Verrucalvaceae
Product: Sua5/YciO/YrdC/YwlC family protein
Exons: 4
Coding region: 67-1137 (356 amino acids)
Biological process (GO): regulation of translational fidelity
Cellular component (GO): cytoplasm
Molecular function (GO): nucleotidyltransferase activity; tRNA binding; double-stranded RNA binding
Source: RefSeq, a predicted model, not a curated record
CCGCGACAUUGGUUGACCCGCGGCACUUCCAUCACCACCGCGACCAUACUUCGCCGCCUCACCCACAUGCUGCUCUCCGCGACACCCGAAGGGCUCACGCGCGCAGGAGAAUCACUGCGUCAAGGCCGCCUCGUUGCGUUUCCCACGGAAACGGUGUACGGACUGGGCGCGAAUGCAUUUGACGCCAAAGCUCUGUUGAGCAUCUUCGAAGCCAAAGGCCGACCUCUCACAGACCCACUCAUCGUUCAUGUGCCCACAGUAGAUGACGCGCUGGCGCUGGUCGAGCUGGACGCUAAGGGCACUGAGAUGUUUCAGACACUAGCCACGGCCUUUUGGCCUGGGCCACUCACACUCAUCGCGCCGGCCAUCGCUUCGUUGCCGCGGGAAGUGUCAGCCAACACGGGCUUUGUCGGGUUGCGCAUUCCCAACCACCCAAUUGCCCAAGCCUUGCUCCACGAAGCCAGAGUGCCCGUGGCCGCCCCCAGCGCCAAUCGUUUUGGCCACGUCAGUCCCACCACCGCCCAGCAUGUGAUCGACGACUUGGGAACGUACCAUGGAGGGUUGCAGGUCAUCAACAAUGUCGGCCAUCCAUGCUGCCAAGUGGGGAUUGAAUCAACGGUGGCUAAACUGGUCCCAGAUCAGAAUCAGCUGCUCGUGUUCCGCCGCGGCGGGGUAUCCGAAGCCGCGUUGCACGACGUCCUCAACGUCCAGCGAGGCCUCGACAUCGCCAUCGUGUACGCACAAAAGGUAGUGGCCGACCACUCGACCCAAAACCAAGUCGCCCCCGGCCAACUGCUCACGCAUUAUGCCCCCGACGUGCCCACGUUUAUGGUCAACUCGAUUCCCACGCCCACCACCACCCCCAACCCCUCGGACAUCCACACGUGGGUGAUCAUCGACUUCAACCGACGGCUGCGAGCGCUGCAGCCCAUGGUUGCGGCCUACCUUGACCUGUCUCCCCUAGGAUCUAUCGCCGACGCCGCCCACCACGUGUUUGACGCCUUGCGUUGGGCCGAGCAAGUGCCCCAUGCAACGCGGAUUCUGAUUCCAGACGUAUCUGCCGUGCCCCAAGAACACGCCGCCGCCCUCCACGACCGCUUAUUUCGUGCGUCGUCGGGCAAGCGCACCUCGUUUUAACGACACUGUGCAUUACUCCUAUUAUCGUACUACUUACGAGUCCAAAUCCUGCACGUACAGCAGCGCUUGCGGGGCCAGUCCCUACAGGAAUGAUCACCGCACAAUGAGUUCGUUGUAGUAGUCAUACUAGUAGCAGACUAGUAAUACUAGCCAACGUACGGCAUCUUGAAGGGUCACGUGG